AUGAGCAGUACUAACGAUAGUACCACCCUCAAGAGUAAUGAUAACAAUACUCCCAAAGAAAUCACCACUCAAACAUCAUCUAAUCCAAGAUCUAGCCAAAGAACACCUAAUCCCAAUCGUCAACACAGAAAUAAAAGAGACAGCUUUGAUGAUCUGGACUAUGAUCCGGAAGAAAAAAUUUUUAAAGAAAAUCCCCUUCAUUUUGUUACUCCAGAAUAUGCACAAAAAUGUAUAGAUAAUGAUGAUUACGAUAUAUAUCCUCCUGAAGUUGCCCAGGAAAUCUUAGAUCAAUUAACAAUGGCUCUUCUAGCCUACACACGACAUCGCUCUCCUGAGGAGAUUGCCUCGUCUUGA
Ambispora leptoticha is the source of this 354-nucleotide messenger RNA. NCBI's taxonomy places the organism in Eukaryota, Fungi, Glomeromycota, Glomeromycetes, Archaeosporales, Ambisporaceae. The record is from the annotation of a GenBank genome assembly.